AUGAGCAAGCAUACCAACUUUAGACGCCACAAUAUGGGUGGUCAUGAUGCAGAAGGGCUGAAGAACUUCUGGGAAAAAGUCAUCCAAGAGCAAACUAAGCAACGAGAAGGUGAAGAGUUUAGGUUAAGCAAAAGUGCCCUGAACAAACUCCGCCACGAAUGGACUCUGCGGCUGGAAGGCCGAGCAAGGCAAGUCCAGGCGCACACGAAAACGCAGAAAGAACAGAUGACACUGCUGUCCAUCGAGGCACUUCCCUCGCCAGAUAAAACUGUUGCUUAAAGUUACUGUGAAAACACAAGAAAGCAUUGGGCUUGACUCUGACGUUCUGCAUGCACCUGUAAACCUGCAGUUACACUGCUGAACAAGCAAAAGGUCAGAAUCUGGCCCUUUUACAGACUAUUUACUUGAGCUACUAAUAAACUCCUAAUGAAAUACAGUGCAAGAAUA
Messenger RNA from Chroicocephalus ridibundus (black-headed gull), 447 nucleotides. Its product is annotated as protein FAM240B-like. NCBI's taxonomy places the organism in Eukaryota, Metazoa, Chordata, Aves, Charadriiformes, Laridae. The transcript has 2 exons. The coding region runs from base 1 to 279 and encodes 92 amino acids. The record is from RefSeq and is a predicted model, not a curated record.